Molecule: messenger RNA, 824 nt
Organism: Paramecium pentaurelia
Lineage: Eukaryota; Ciliophora; Oligohymenophorea; Peniculida; Parameciidae
Source: the annotation of a GenBank genome assembly
AUGAUGUAAUUUAUUGUGUAUUAGUAAUAGAUUCUUGCUUUUAACUCUUACAGCAGCACUCAGACUUGAUUGUAAAGACUAAUGUGAUGGAGAUCAUUAUUGCUACUUGGGAUAAUGCUAUUCAUGUUUCUAUUUUAGAAAAUAAUGUAUAUCAAUAUUUUAUAUUAAAGGGGAAUCAUAAAUUCCUGAUUUUGGAGUACUUGUUGGUAAAGGUAAUGGAGUUCCAGCAUAUUCAUGCCAAAAUGAUAUGUAACAUAUUGAUGAGCUUUAACACUUUCUGCAACCAAAUGAGACAGGAUUUAAUUAAACUGUAUAUGUUGGAAUGAGGUAUACUUAAUUUAAAAUUAGAUAUCAAUGUGUUCAUUUUGCUAGGAACUAUUGGAUUUAAAAAUACGGAUCAGCUUUUCCUGAUGUCGAUACAGCAGAUUAAAUCUUUAACUUAACUUAUGCAACUGAUUACAAGAAUGGAAAAUAUAGAAAUUUAACUAAGUUUUACAAUGGGAGGACCACUAAUAUUAGAUCGGGUGAUUUAUUAAUUUGGAAUAAAAGAGAGCCUUAUUUUCCAUAUGGACAUGUUGCUGUGGUUUUGGAUGUGCAGUUAGGAGCAGAAGAACCAUUUAUUACUAUAGGUGAAUAAAAUUAUGAUGAUAUAUGGGAUUCUAAUUAAUAUGCGAGAAAAUUAAAAGUAUCACUUAGUAAUUUUGGAUUGGUAUACAUAAUAAAUGAAAGAGAAAUCACAGGACUUCAGCCUUAAGAAAAAUGUAAGGAUUAUGAUGGAAGUGCAGAUGAUGUCAUUGUUGGUUGGGUAAGAUUAAAUGAUUGAG